Molecule: messenger RNA, 1020 nt
Organism: Protopolystoma xenopodis
Lineage: Eukaryota; Metazoa; Platyhelminthes; Monogenea; Polystomatidea; Polystomatidae
Source: the annotation of a GenBank genome assembly
AUGUUUGGCCAGGCCUCGUCUGGCCCGGUUGAGGAUGGCCUUGUUGCCAUGGUAAAUGGCAACAUUUAUUUUACGCAGGCCCGGACAGAUCGAUUUGUGAAUGAGGUCUAUCCAAGAGGCUCAGGCCAUGAAGACGCAACCCAGCAGAUAAUCGAGGGCUUGUCGCUUGCAGUCAGCAUCUCUCUCCCAUUCAUCUCAGCUGAUUGGUCCUCCAGUCACCGGCUAAUCGGCUACCUUCUCGCCCAACCAAACCUCAGCUAUCGACAACCGGCACUCUCUUGUAUAGAGAAUACGACUCUUUUCAAUAAAGAUUUGGCAUGCUCAGGUGCAGAGGAGAACGAAUGCAGCAUAAUGAAAUGUGCUUUGGAAGCCAAGUCCGAGACUGCUUCACAUAGUCGGAUUAGCCGUGCCAUCUGGACCUGUUUGGACAGCCCACCCCAACUGGCGGCAAUACGCCAACUAGCCACAAGUACCUUCUCUUCUGCCCGACUAUCGGCACUGCGGGCGCGAGCCGCCGGCCAUUCUGGAGGACCUCGCGUUGCCAGUACAAUCGAUGUUGAGUCCACUACCUGCCUUCUUGGCCUGAUUACAAAGCGCCUGCCACGGCUUGCACGGCAAACAUUGAAUCUGAAACCACGUGACUUAUUGCCUACUGUUCCAGUUCCGGAUCUGGAAUCCAGGUUCUGGCAUCCGAACCACUCAGUUGCUGAGGGAUCUGAGGCAAUGGAUCGGCCUGAUCAGAACACAAGUAUGGGCUUUGGUAUGCAAACUUGCCUGUCGACUGCCGAUCCUGCUCCUGCCGGGCGACUGCUCGCGCCACGCGCAAUUCGGCCCAGUUUGCUCUCGUCUAAGCCUGGAGCUGCAGCUUCGGCAUCACCGGCGGCUACAACAGCGUCGGCCACCGUUGUGACUCCGAUUACAAUGGCUAUGUCAGAGAGUUUCUCACGGUUCUUCGACAGUAGCCAGGAUCCACGACAUUUGGUGCUUAUGCCCGGUCACUCGACGGGAGAUGCUGCUUAA